GUCUAUGGUGUUGCACAGUUGUCUUGUAUUGAGGUUGUGUAGCGUUUUUUGGCAUUUUAGUUAGAAAGGCGACGAAAAUAGGUGAUGGAAACAUAAUUCAUUGAAAAUGAAGUCCGUAGUGGCUUAUGUUCGUAAUCUUCUGGGUUGGUGUGAUGAAACUCCACCGAUAAGAACAAGCUUCAAACGAGACAGGGCCGACGAUGAAUUGUCGUCCGACGAUGAUUUACCGGCCCUCAAGAGACUCAAGCAACUGAAGAGAACUAAUUUCCCCGACAUCAUGGCCUCGAAUGAAGACUGGGAGAAGCAGGAAAACCAAAAUAAAAAUGUUAGAUAUAUACCAAUACAGAUAGAAGGUCACGCUAGUACAUCAACACCCAACGAGUCACUCAAUAAGAGCAGAGUGAGGACUGUGCCUAUCCAAUUGAUGGGUUUGUCAGAGAAUGGACCAGCCACACCGUCAAGAAAACCUAGGAAACAUACACCUGUGAGGCCUGUUAUACAUGCAUUAAUAGAUGAUGAAAAUGAUGAUACAGAUGUGACUUGGGUAGAACCAAAAGCAGAGAACCCACCCAAAAAGCCUACAAAAGUAUAUAUUGACUUAGAUGAAGAGGAUGAUCAUCAUGACAAUAAUCAGCAAGAAGAUGAUGUUAUCUUUAUUAAGAAAGUUUCAACUCCGCCCCCAUCUAGACCAUACCAAUACUUCCUCAGUAAAAAUAGCCAUGAUACUACUGAUGGAACUGUAGAGGAGCCAGUCUUUUAUAAGUUAAGUCGGAAGCCAACAGAACGGAGCUUGAUGAAUAUGUCACCCAAAACAUUUACAAAAUUCAAAGCCCCUCCUGGCAUCACAAAGUCUUAUAAAAAGGCUCCAACUCCCCUACCAAGGUGGAUGCAACCAUCAAAACCAACCACAUCGAAUCUCUCAUCGUUUUCUAGAAAUAGAUUUUUAGGUCUCAAUGGCAACUCUAGGUCAACAAUUUCAGAAGUAUUCAAUUUAAAUGAAAAGAAAAAUUAUCAAGAACUUAUUCGGCGAGUUGCAGCUUCCAUGAAACCAAUGGCGACAGGGAAACCAAUUGAUAUAGUAAAUCUAGCUGACGAUGCUGCUUCCUUCAGGCUAACACAGAAAACACAAAGAAAUGCUCUAAAUGAAAUUAAAUUAGUAGAAAAAGGAUUAGCUGCUGAAAGAGACAAUGAUGCAUCAAAAGAAUAUGAUCCCAUCACAGUGGCAUCCAUAAACUCAUCCGAUUCAGAAGUAGAAGUAGUUCCAUCAGAAUCAUCUACUACAUCUUCUCAGAGGAUUGAUCCUAUCAACACAUUAAAAGACUCGUAUAGAGACAAGGCCAUUACUGGAGGAGAUUGGCUUUUAAAAUUAGAAUCAAAAUAUAAGAAAAAGAGACAAGAGACACAGGCAAAGCUAAAAGAUGCAACGCGUGAGUCUGAUAUCAUAUCAAAAGUAAAUAGUGAACAAAGUAUUGCUCACCUGGAGCAUAAACUGAAAUAUGAGCUGAGUAUACCAGAGAGUCUGUUUGAGGAGCCACAGCCCACUGUAGAGCUACCGGCUCUGACUCCAGAACAAGAGAAAUUAGUGAACAGAGCACUGGGACCAGGACCUCCUGGACAGAUGCUUGUAGAGAAAUUCAACUUGAGGAUACACAGGCGGGACCUGCAAACUCUAUCGGGCCUUAACUGGCUGAAUGAUGAAAUAAUAAACUUCUAUAUGAACCUGCUGAUGCAGAGGAGUGAGGAACGGAAAGACUUGCCGAAGGUGUAUGCCACUAACACAUUCUUCUAUCCUAAGCUCAUGCAGAGUGGACAGGCAGGUCUUAGGAGGUGGACGAGAAAGGUGGAUAUAUUUGCGCACGACCUCCUGGUGGUUCCCGUGCACUUGGGCGUGCAUUGGUGCCUCAGUAUCGUGGACUUCCGCGCAAAGAAAAUCAACUACCUUGACAGUAUGGGGGGCCGCAACCAGGCCUGUCUGGACGCACUGUUACAGUAUCUCAGAGACGAACAUCAAGACAAGAAGGGGGCGCCGUUCAAUGACAGUGGCUGGAAGACUGAAUGCCUCAAGGACAUUCCACAGCAGAUGAACGGCAGUGAUUGCGGCAUGUUCGCGUGCACGUUUGCGGAGUUCUCGUCCCGUAACGCGGCCUACACCUUCACGCAGGCACACAUGCCGUACCUGCGCCGUAAGGCCGCGCUUGAGAUACUCACCGGGAAACUACUGCUCUAGAACAGUCAAUGGUGUGUCUCCAUGUUAGUGAUCUAUUUAUUUUAUUUGCGAAGUUGAGUGCAUCUUAUGUUUUACGUACUGUACUGUACUUGUCAGUGCCUGAAUGGUGUUUCCUCGUGAAAAGUGUUCUAAUAAGUUGAAUUUAUGGUGAUCUCUAGAAGAAACCAUUGUCACUGCGCUGUAUAUAAUUCAUUUUGUUUAUGAUAUUUUUGCUAUUGUAUUCUAUCUUGCGAAUUUUCUUAAGUGUUGUGGCAAAAUAAUCUAAAACUUUAUCGAUUUGUAAAUAGUUUUAUUCAAUUUUGAUGAUCCACAAUGAAUAUUAAGGAAUGUUGAACAAAUGUAAAUAAAAAACAUUUAUGCAUAUUUACGUGGGUGGACAUUAUAUGUAAUGGGGUCAUUGUCAUUAACCAUAACUCAUUAACAAUGAAGAGUUGAGAGAGUUAUUGUCUGUAAUAAGUUAGAGAAUACACGUUAACGAUAUUUCCGAUUAGACAUCGCCAAUUUAAAUUAAUGUAAUUUUAAUUAUACCUAAGCAAGUAUAGAAAGAUUAUUAGAAAAUAUAUGUAAAAUAAAUAAAUCACUAACAAAAAUAAAUUUUAACUAAAACAAAUGGACAUAUUGUCGGUUUUAAGUCUGAGAUGAUUGUUUAUAAUAUAUUAAGUAAGUUAAAUGCUGGUUAUAUUUAAAAUCUGAAUUUAUUUGUAUAAUUUCAUCAGUAGGAUCUUCAAGGUUUUGUGGUUAACAUGUGUUGAUUUUGAAAUUCCAUAAGGUUGCACAUGUAACGAGCAUGGCUCCGGCCCGACGUUUCGAAUUCACCGCUAGAUGCCAGCGCACUUGCGGCGCGGCGCGCGCGAGUUGUAAGCGCGCCGGCCGCAACGUGGAAGCUUUUUGUCAUCACGCCUAGGACAUACGUCAGGGGGUUACAAUUUUAAGAAUACGAUGCGACGUUGUUUCGCAUGCGACUGGCGGGCGGCUCGCUGGCGGCGCGCAGUAAGCACGCGGCGCCUCAACUACAACUCGAGAAGACCGGGCGCUGACCACACGUCAUCGGCUUUUUGAAUUGACGUUAUGAAAAUAUCAUACGACAUACCAUUUAAAGUUCCUAUUUAAAUGACAACUUAAUUGCUGGGUUGGAGCCGAGCCAGAGCCAUGCUCGUUAGGUGUUGCGAUGACCUUUAGUUGUCCAGAUAACCCAUUAUAAAUGCAAUGUUUUUGACCAAGUCUUCAUGUCAAUGUAUGGGCGGUGUUGAUAUCUUUACAAUACUUUUGCGGACCUUAUAAAGAUUCGAAAAACUAAGUAAAGUAACUCUUUAUGUACAUAAAAAUAUCUUCCAUUCCCUUGUAAGUAUAAGAAUCAGAAAUAUAAAUCAAGCUGACUUAGUAAGAUCAUCUUUGCAAGUUUCUUCAACAUAAACAUGAACUUAUUUUGGGUACUGCUGAAAAUAGGAUCAGGAUUAGUUAUGCAGAAUCGUACAGGCUUCAAUUUAAAGCAUUUAAUAUAUUGAACUCGGUUUUAUUAUUAUCCUUACAACAGUACCUAAAAGAUAGUUAUACUGAGUACUGUCACCGGUCACGAGACUACAAUGUACUUGUCGGUCCUUAUGUUAAUUUACAAGUUCCCGUGACAAACAGACAGACACUAAGGGUAAUCUUGUUAAUAGCUUUGUGAUAAAAAAAGUAUAUUAAUGUAUGUGAUGACUUGAUGAGUGCAUGCACAUUAUGUGGAGUUGUAGAUAUAAGUAAGAUAGAUAGUGUAUGGUAUGAUGCAUGUUUUGCUAACUUUGGACGGAAUUUUUAAUUUAAAUGUAUUUUGUAAAAGAUCGAUGCUCUUAAAUGUCUGCGAUUAUAUUUGUACAAAUAAUUAGACAUUGCAGUAGACCCCAUCUACGGAGAUGGGGUCUACUGCAAUGUCUAAUUGUCAUACGGAUGACGUCAUCCUAGAGAUAUGACGCCACAGCUUUAUGAAAUAGUUAUACUAUGUGACACAUUUUUCAUUCCUGUUUACUUAUCUUCCUAGGAGAACUCGUUCUUUUACUAUUUUCUAAGUCCCAAAUAAUUUAUGAAGUAUGAUUGGAGGCAUGUUUGUCUGUUUGUCAUAGUAACAAUUUAGUCUUAGCGUUAAGUAUCUGUCUGUAUUAUAAAAAUAUAGUUAAGUUACACUAACUUAAUUCAUAAUAAUUAUAAAUUAGACAUUUUGUUUCGCCUGCAAAAGGCUCUCCGAAGUUUUCUAAGUGAUGGAAUAAUAAAUAAAAGAAAAUUGAAAUCA
Messenger RNA from Spodoptera litura, 4493 nucleotides. RefSeq lists its product as uncharacterized. Gene Ontology annotation, cellular component: nucleus. Gene Ontology annotation, molecular function: deSUMOylase activity. Gene Ontology annotation, biological process: proteolysis; protein desumoylation. The record is from RefSeq and is a predicted model, not a curated record. Lineage: Eukaryota; Metazoa; Arthropoda; Insecta; Lepidoptera; Noctuidae.